Molecule: messenger RNA, 540 nt
Organism: Dovyalis caffra
Lineage: Eukaryota; Viridiplantae; Streptophyta; Magnoliopsida; Malpighiales; Salicaceae
Source: the annotation of a GenBank genome assembly
AUGAACUACUGUGCGAUCCAACAAAACGCCUUUCCAACCCGGGAAGAGAUUCGGAGCUCCGUUUCAGUUCCAACAUCGGAUAGGAGAGACCCGGUGUAUUGCCCUAAACCCAGACGCCUCGGCCUGUUAAACGACCACCGUGCCAGGUCUCUCAGAUUUCAGCUCAGUCAGCAAUCAGAGCUUUGUGAUCCAAAGGCAGGGACUGAUUUUUUGGACAUCAUCCUCACCAAGGGUGGUUAUGGUGUCGAUAAUCAAUCUUUUUGCACGCAAGUAGCCUUGUCGCCGCCUCCAUUUUUUUGUGGGUCGCCGCCUAGCAGAGUAGCUAACCCAUUAAUUCAAGAUGCUAAGUUUGGGGAUGAAAAAUUCUCACCCCUCUCACCAGUCACGACUAUUCCACCACCUAUGGAUUUAUCAUCAUCAUCUCCAAGGAAAGGAGGAUUGGUUCGGGUGAAUUUUGGAAACAAACCAGUGGUGAGAAUUGAGGGGUUUGAUUGUCUUGACAGGGAUCGUCGAAAUUGCAGCAUUCCUGCUUUGGCUUAG